UUUUUAUUUUUUAACAAUUAAUGGUUUUUUUCAAUAUUAUUUUUUAUUUAUUUCAACUAUCACUUUAAGCCCUAUGGCAUUUAUUUUUUCAAUUUUUUUCAAAUUUUCUAACUAGUAAAUAGGCUCGGGUUCGAGGUCGCUUGGUGCCGGCUAUUUUUAAGACUGCUUUUAAACGUUCUAUUAGCUUCUAUUAAAGAUGGGCGUUUAUUAGAAUUUUUUUUUAAUUUUUUAACUUUUUGAACAAUUAACUGUUUUUCUUAAAUUUAUUUGUUUUUCAAAACCAAUUAAUUGUUUUUAUUUUUCAGUGAUUACCUAAUUAAUGGCUUCUCCAAGCUACACAACUUCUUCAAAUAUUCCAAUCCCUACCUAUCGAAGUAUUGGAAACAAAGUUAUUGUCCCCGUUGGAAAACCUGCAGAUCAUUGUUUAUUGGUGCCGGUUACGUCUGUGGUUACUCCUGGAAUUUAUAACAGCAGUGGAAUUAAUGAUAACAAUAAUGGAGGUGGUGGAGGUGAUAGUCCUUGGAGUGGGGCAUUUACAAAGACAUUUAUGAGAGGUGGCUCAUUAAGCAGUGCAAGCGGAAUGGAAAAUUCUUCUGGAGAAAAUAAUAAUAGAGGAGGAAAUGUUGGAUAUUUAUUGAGAGAUAGGCCUUUUACAAUGAUUAGUAAAUUGUCUGCAGAAUUUAUUGGAACGUUGCUUUUAACGUUUAUUGGUUCCCUUUCCGGUUUAAAUAUUAUAUCAAAUUCCAAUGCUGUGUUACAUGCUGCUUUUGCUCAUGGAUUGACCGUGUUUGCUUUGGUUUCUUCUUUUGGACAUAUUAGUGGUGCCCAUUUCAACCCAGCUAUUUCAUUAGCUGUUGUACUUGUAGGCAAAAUGAAGAUUUUAAAUGCUAUAUUUUAUUGGAUAUCACAGUUGGCUGGAGGAUUUUGUGGGGCUUUAAUUGUUAGGUUUGUGACAGACCAAAAACAAUAUGAUUCAAUUGCUGGUGGAGCUACUAUAGUCCCUCCUAAUCAACUUUGGUAUCAGGCAGCAAUGGUUGAAUUAAUUUUGACAGCAAUUUUAGCCCAAACAAUUCUUACAUGCGCUGUCGAUACAUCAACUGUUUCCAUUGCCCCUUUAGCUAUUGGAAUGACUGUUGCUUUGGAUAUAUUUGCUGGAGCCACACUUAGCGGUGCUUCAAUGAAUCCAGCAAGAUCUUUUGGUCCUUGCCUUGUUGCCAGCUAUUUUUUACAAAAUGGGCCUGGCACAAAAUUAACUGAUCCAAUUUGGACUUCUCAUUUUGUUUUUUGGUUAGGUCCUUUGUUGGGUGGAGUACUUGCCGCUUUUAUUUUCAAGACACUUUUAACUAGAGGAAACAACAGAAUAUGCCCUUGA
Meloidogyne enterolobii is the source of this 1372-nucleotide messenger RNA. The record is from the annotation of a GenBank genome assembly. NCBI's taxonomy places the organism in Eukaryota, Metazoa, Nematoda, Chromadorea, Rhabditida, Meloidogynidae.